GUAUUUUAUAAAAAUCAUAUGAUAUUUGAUCAAACAUUCAUUGAGUUAAAAACAAAAAAUGACAGUUUUAUCAGAGACCAAAGGAGACAAAAAUAUAUGGGCAAAUUUGUUAUCUGAGGUACAUGAACAAUCUGGGCAAAGAUUGCCGUCUGGAAAAUCGAUCUUGAUUUUAGGUGAUGAGGGAGUUGGUAAAACCAGCUUAACGAGUAAAAUAAAAAGAAAUCCUGAUGUUAAUAAAGGUUAUGCAUUGGAAUAUUUGUCAAUGGAGGUAAAGGAUGAAGAUAGAGAAGACUAUACUCGAUUAGGGAUAUGGAUGGCAGAUAGUAGAUGUUAUAGAAUCCCUACAUCUAUUCGAAAAACAAGAGAUUUGGCCAUCAAUAAUGAAUUAAAUCAAAAUGUUUUGCCAAAAUUAUUAAUAAAUGCCCUGUCAUCUAAGAACUUUUUGGAUUCAUUGGUCAUCAUUAUGGUUUCUAUAUCUCAACCUUGGACAUUAAUUCAAUCAUUAAAUAAAUGGUUGGGACUUGUUAAAGAUCACAUUGAUAAAAAUUUGAUAUCAAAUUCAAAAAAUACAAAAGCAAAUCUUCACUUAACAAACAUGCCCAAAAAUAAAAAGAAUGUUGGGGAACAUAAUGAAUUUCUAUCUAAUGAUUUAGACAUACCAUUUAUAACCCAUCAAAAAUAUGAAAUAUAUAAAGAAAUCAUGAUUAAAAAGUUUUUGGCUUAUUCUGAACGUGAAGAGCCUAAGCAACCAAAUAUAGACAAAGAUAAUAUAUCAACAGAUUCACAAUUAUUGUCAUUAUUGUUGCAAGAUGAAAAUAUACUCUCUAACAAUCUAGGAAUUCCACUUUUGAUUGUGGUUACCAAGACUGAUGUUAUGAAUGAAUUGGGAAAAGAAUAUGAUUUCAGAAAUGAACAUUUUGAUUUUAUUCAACAACACAUACGCAAGAUUUGUUUAACAUAUGGAGCUGGAUUAAUUUACACAUCCUUUAAAGAGAACAAGAAUUGUGACUUGCUCAGACAAUACAUAUUACAUUUGAUGUACUCUUUUCCUUUCAAAAAGGGACCCAUGAUUAUAGACAAUGAUUCCAUAUUCAUUCCUAUUGGAUGGGAUAGCACAAAGAAGAUCGCUAUACUGAAUGAAGGUCUGAUCAAUAUUAUGCCUGACGCUAAUUUCGAAGAUAUCUUGGGUAGCCCUCCAUUCAAAAAAGCUGACAAUAAAGAACCUGAUAUUUUGGCAGAAGAUGAACAAGUCUUUUUAUCACAUAUGCAAAAUCUACUAUCUCAACCUCUCAAAAAUAGAAAUGAAAUGUUAUCCAAUCGAACUUCAUCUAUAGUCGUUCAGAAAAACGCUCCUCGUUCCUCACCAUAUCAUCAAUCUCCAAAUCAAAUAUUUAAAGAUAAAUCUAUCAAAAAUUACACUGAUUCACCGAACUCCAUGAACCAACCACAAAAUUCGAACACAUCCUCCAUUUUAAUCAAUACCAGUACCCAUAAUACAUCUAUUGGUCUGGGUGGUCAAUCUACGGAGAGCAAUUCUGAAAGGGUUCUAACCGUAUUUUUUAAUAGCCUCCUGAAUAAAGGAAAAACAUCCACCUCCUCUUUGAAUAGUCAGCUCAUCAAUAACCCAUUACUUAAUAAUAGUACGAUAGCUAGUACAAACAGCAAUAUAGGAUUAGACGAUAGUAACCAAAAUUUGAGUAAGAGUGACUUUGAUACUAAUUCAGAAGACACGAAUAGCGAAAUCACUUUAAACAACGAUAGUAAGAAUCCCAUUGAUAUAAACGAACAGAAUAUGUCCUUGAACGAAAUGGCGGAACACCUGAAUAGAGUUUCGGCAUCAACCCCUUUAAAAUCCGAUAUGCAUAUCGACGAUAAACAAAAUAUGUCUGAAAACCAAUCAUCCUUUAUUGUUAACCAGAAUCAAUAAUAAUCUAUAAAAUAUACUAUAUCAUGAUUUUUUUAAAGAUCUUACAUUCGAUUUUAGUAUUUAUGUUAAUCUAUUUAUUAAUAUAAGGCUUAUUAUUAUAUUAUUUUUCUAAAAUUAAAUUAUUUUUAUAGCUAAGUUUUAUUAUAAUAAAUAAUUAUGCAUAUUAUUAAAUUUAUUGAGAUUAAUUUACCCAAUUUAUCUUGCAGGAGUUUUUUUUAAUACCACUAAUAAGAUUGUUUUCGGAUUAAGUUCUAUGAUUAUUUACAUGAUUAAAUUGCAGACUGCUUAC
Gordionus sp. m RMFG-2023 is the source of this 2216-nucleotide messenger RNA. RefSeq names its product cytoplasmic dynein 1 light intermediate chain 2-like. The record is from RefSeq and is a predicted model, not a curated record. NCBI's taxonomy places the organism in Eukaryota, Metazoa, Nematomorpha, Gordioida, Chordodea, Parachordodidae. Gene Ontology annotation, molecular function: dynein heavy chain binding. Gene Ontology annotation, cellular component: centrosome; cytoplasmic dynein complex. Gene Ontology annotation, biological process: microtubule cytoskeleton organization; microtubule-based movement. The coding region runs from base 59 to 1927 and encodes 622 amino acids. The transcript has 13 exons.